CCCGUGCAACUACAAGUCCCAUUACGCUCCGCGAAGUCUUGAUCGUCCGGCUUUUGCAGGGAAAGGAGUGGGGUGAACAUGGCUGAAGGCACCCAGGUUGACCCAACGUGCCGCGGGAUGGGUAGCAGGCAGGACCCGGGCUCCAGCAGUGGGAGCUGCAACUUUCCAGAGUACGAGCUUCCCGAGCUAAACACGCGUGCAUUCUAUGUGGGUGCUUUCGGGGAGCUGUGGCGUGGCCGGUUGCGCGGGGAAGGGGACUUGUCGCUGAAGGAGCCGCAGGCAUCCGAGCUGCCAGGGAGCCAAGGGGUCUCCGAGUGGGGCCAGGAGGAUGCUGCGAUGGCCCGGGAUCUGGGCUGCAGCCUGGAGGCUGCAGCGGAGCUGCGGACGGUGUGCGGCCUUGAUAAACUAAAGUGCCUUGAGGAGGGGGAGGAUCCAGAAGUCAUCCCUGAGGACACCGACUUAGUUACUCUGGGGAUUAGAAAGAAGCUUCUGGAACAGCGGGAAGAAACCAUAACAAUAGAUCGGGUUUGCAGACAAGAAACCUUUGCUUAUGAGAUGGAGUCACAUGCCAUAGGAAAAAAGCCUGAAAACCCAGCAGACAUGAUUGAAGAAGGGGAGCUUAUCCUAUCUGUGAAUAUCUUAUACCCCGUGAUAUUUCAUAAGCACAAAGAACACAAACCGUACCAGACGAUGUUGGUAUUGGGCAGUCAGAAGCUCACGGAACUCAGGGACUCAAUUUGCUGUGUCAGUGACCUCCAGAUUGGUGGGGAGUUCAGCAGCGCUCCUGACCAGGCUCCUGAGCACAUCAGCAAAGACCUGUACAAAUCAGCCUUCUUUUAUUUUGAAGGGACAUUUUAUAAUGAUAAAAGAUACCCUGAGUGCAGAGAUUUGAGCAGAACUAUCAUUGAAUGGUCAGAGUCCCACGAUAGAGGCUAUGGAAAAUUCCAGACCGCUAAGAUGGAAGAUUUCACCUUCAAUGACUUGUAUAUUAAACUGGGUUUUCCUUACUUAUAUUGUCACCAGGGAGACUGUGAACAUGUUAUUGUCAUUACUGACAUAAGGCUUGUCCAUCGUGAUGACUGCUUGGAUAGGACCCUUUAUCCCCUUCUUACCAAGAAGCAUUGGUUAUGGACCAGAAAGUGUUUUGUUUGUAAGAUGUACACAGCCAGAUGGGUGACGAACAAUGACAGUUUUGCCCCAGAGGACCCAUGUUUCUUUUGUGAUGUCUGCUUUCGGAUGCUCCACUAUGAUUCAGAAGGCACCAAACUGGGAGAAUUCCUUGCUUAUCCUUACGUUGAUCCUGGAACCUUUAAUUAAUAACAAAAGUGCACCCUUGUGAAGUAACUGCCCCCUUGGACGGUUACUUUAUUUCCAAAACCUGCCACUGAGGAACCAACUCCAGCUGACACAGUCAGUCAGUUAACAGCCCUGCACAAGUUCAAAUCGCAGGUUUUUUUUAAUAAUGUUAAAUUGUUUAGAAAUAUAUUUUUAGUAUUUAUUCCAAAAUAUGGUUAUUUAGUGCAUAUGCCCAUUAAGUGGGUUUAUCUUACUAAGUUGGAGUGCUUUCUAGAUUUUGAAUAUAAAUCCUUUGUCGGAUUCAAGUAUUUCUCAUUUUUGCCCAGUCUGUGGCCUGCCUAUUCAUUCGGUGUCCAGAGUGGUUUUGCUAAUCUGUAAUUAGAAACCUUCAGUUAAUGAUACAUCAAGUGGGAUCAUCAAGUGGUUUUGAAAAUUCUUGAAUGGGAGAGCUACACCUUGUACCGUGAGGCUUCCCAGGUUAUUGAUUAAAAGUCAGUUGAAUUCCACAUUACCUGGAUGGCUAAGAGCAGACAUUUACCAUACAAUAAAAACUGACGAAUCCUUUAAAAGACUGGCAGUGAAGUGUUUUGUGGACUUAAAUACCACAUUCCCGGUUAAGUCCACUGGUGUGCAGAGGACAGCGCCGGUCUCUGGUAUGUGACGACGGUCUCACUCACUGGUUCCAUAAACACACGAGAGGAUCAGAAUAAAGAACUAAGAGCCCCCCCCCCGCCCCCCGCCGGCUUCGGUUACUGUCUGAAUGUUUACUUUCAUGUUUCCCAUGAUGCUAAUAAGUUGACCAGAUUGAAAAUUCUGCUACAGAACUACUGAUUUAACCAAGUCCUGUAAAGUUCCAUGGGUAAAAAUGAUUUUCUGCUUCCUUUAUUUUUAAACUGUAUUCCUUAUAAAUCUUUCAUUAGUAUGCAA
Messenger RNA from Suricata suricatta (meerkat), 2223 nucleotides. It is a transcript of the gene SNAPC3, whose product is annotated as small nuclear RNA activating complex polypeptide 3. Gene Ontology annotation, biological process: snRNA transcription by RNA polymerase III; snRNA transcription by RNA polymerase II. The transcript has 10 exons. Gene Ontology annotation, cellular component: snRNA-activating protein complex. Gene Ontology annotation, molecular function: RNA polymerase II cis-regulatory region sequence-specific DNA binding; RNA polymerase III type 3 promoter sequence-specific DNA binding; bent DNA binding. The record is from RefSeq and is a predicted model, not a curated record. NCBI's taxonomy places the organism in Eukaryota, Metazoa, Chordata, Mammalia, Carnivora, Herpestidae. The coding region runs from base 79 to 1317 and encodes 412 amino acids.